UCCAGAUGAGAAUUGAUUCCAGCACUGGAAGUAAGUGGUUAUGAGUCUUGUGACUGGUCUUUCUCCAGCCAAUUCGAUGGAAAACAAUCAUUCGCUUUCUAUCUUUCACAGUCAGGUUGCUUUUAUAUAAGUGGGUUUCUUUGCUCUGGGUGUUCGGAUACGGCUUGGAGGAAAAACCCCAGCAAGUUCCACGAUUGAUGGAAAUCUCUGCUAGCUUGUGGAGUUGGAGGUGAUGCUUCAGUAGUGGCUGGUGGUGUAUUUUCCUUGAUUAACAGAAUUUUGCAGAAAUGCCAUUAGAAGUAUGACGAACAUGAGGUUUGACAUCCUUGGUGGAUUCUACCCACCAUAAACAUGUCUGAGAAGAUCAGUGGUCUCUUCCGUUCAUUUAGUGGACACAUAUUUGUUUUGGAAUAACCCAAAAUAAUACCCACAGCAUCUUUGACACUGGAAUCCGGAUAUGUACCUGUUUUUAGUGCGUUGAGUAGAUGGAAUCCAACAUGAGUGGCAUGGGCUAUGAUCACUCAGCCUCCCUGGGCAACAAAAUGAAGAAGCAAGAGAACCAUAAAAGUUAUACUAGAGAUUUACUACCUGGGAGUGAUCUUUGGACAGAUGGACUUAUUUGCGCUUUUGAAUUUGUUAGAGGCCAAAGGAAGACAAUUAGGUUAAAAUCUGUCCCAAAGAUCCAAUCAGCAGAAAAAAUAGAUGGGGAAGAUCCAGAAAGGCCUUUGUCACCUAGAUGUGCAUUUACUGAAGCACAAAAUGUAAACAGGAACAACUCACUAGACUCUGGUUCCAUUUCCGGAUUUGGAGCUAGUGGUAGCAUUCCUUUGGAUGAUCCCAAAGUUUGCCAGGAUAACCAUUCAGGCCAUUUUCCUACCAUGGAAAAAAUUGUAGGAAGUCACUGGAUACCAAUUGGAUGGGCCAGGAUUUCUCAGCUUGUCCAAACAGUGCAAAUUGAUGCAGGCUGGGCCUCACAGCAGAUUGAGUUCCCAGAGGACAAGGAUGAUCUCACUGUUGCAGAUUUAGCAGCUCCUUACUGGGAACGGCCAGCAGGGCCCACAUGGUGGUGUCAUGUGACAGCAGGUCACCCAGCCAUUGAUGCAUGGCUGCGUAAUGCUCAGUGGUUACAUCCUGCCAUCAGUAUUGCUUUGAGAGACGAAAGUCAGCUGAUUAGUGACAGAAUGAAGCACCUUCUGUAUGAGAUCCCAGUUAGGGUUGCAGGUGGUCUAUUGUUUGAGCUAUUAGGGCACUCGGUAGGUGAUCCAUAUGUUGAUGACAUCCCCAUUGUUCUUCGAUCUUGGCAAGCACAGAACUUUUUAAUAACUGCAUUGCAUGUAAAAGGAUCUGCAUCAAACAUAAACGUGUUGGGUAUCACUGAAAUUCAGGAGCUUCUUUCUGCUGGUGGUACUAACACGCCAAGAACAAUUCAUGAAGUCAUUGCAUAUCUAGCUAGUCGCCUUUCUCGAUGGGAUGAUAGGUUAUUCCGUAAGUUGAUAUUUGGAGCAUCAGAUGAAGUUGAGUUGAAGUUUAUGGACAAGAGGAACCAUGAAGAUAUGAAUCUAUUCAGCGUAAUUAUGAACCAAGAAAUCAGAAGGUUAUCAAGACAGGUAAUUAGGGUUAAAUGGUCACUUCAUGCAAGGGAAGAAAUUGUGUAUGAACUACUCCAACAUUUGAAGGGGAAUGCAACAAGAAGUUUGUUGGAGGGAAUAAAAAAGAGUACAAGGGAAAUGAUUGAGGAGCAAGAAGCAGUUCGUGGCCGUUUGUUUACUAUUCAAGAUGUCAUGCAGGGCAAUGUGCGGGCGUGGUUGCAGGAUAGAAGCCUCCGUGUAACACAUAAUUUGGCUGUUUUUGGUGGUUGUGGUCUUGUUCUAUCCAUCAUUACCGGGCUGUUUGGGAUCAAUGUAGAUGGGAUUCCUGGAGCUGAGCAUACACCAUACGCAUUUGCUUUGUUCUCUGGUUUACUUGUCCUGGUAGGAAUUCUCCUAAUUUCAGCUGCAAUACUCUACCUUGGAUUGAAAGAGCCCAUUGCAGAAGAAAAGGUUGAAGUGAGGAAGUUGGAGCUCCAAGAGCUUGUUAAGAUGUUUCAGCAUGAGGCGGAGACUCAUGCACAAGUCCGGGAAAAUGUUCCUAGAAACAGUUUACCCUCGAAGGCUGGAGAUUUUCUUACAGAUGGUGCAGAUUACGUUAUCAUCAGCUGAGCACAGCAUACUCAAUGUAUAUUAAUGCCAUUUAACACCAACAUCUUGAUAUAAUAUUUUAGAUGAAAAACAAGGUUCUGUCUCAAUGACAACCAUUUCUCAUAUUUGACAGCCAAAAUGUAGGAAAUCCAUUUCUUGGAUUAGCCAUUUGUUAUUUUAUCUUCUUAUUGGAGUUUUUGCAAUAAUCAUCCAUUGUAAAUUAAUCAUUUUUCUAUGUUACGUUGAUAUCCAUCAUUCUAUAAUAACAAAAGACUUGAUUGUAGCA
Molecule: messenger RNA, 2463 nt
Organism: Nelumbo nucifera (sacred lotus)
Lineage: Eukaryota; Viridiplantae; Streptophyta; Magnoliopsida; Proteales; Nelumbonaceae
Source: RefSeq, a predicted model, not a curated record